Messenger RNA from Ahaetulla prasina, 3878 nucleotides. RefSeq names its product protein tyrosine phosphatase 4A2 (gene PTP4A2). The transcript is spliced from 7 exons. Gene Ontology annotation, cellular component: nucleus. The coding region runs from base 1073 to 1573 and encodes 166 amino acids. NCBI's taxonomy places the organism in Eukaryota, Metazoa, Chordata, Lepidosauria, Squamata, Colubridae. The record is from RefSeq and is a predicted model, not a curated record. Gene Ontology annotation, biological process: protein dephosphorylation; positive regulation of cell migration. Gene Ontology annotation, molecular function: protein tyrosine phosphatase activity.
GGGCGCGGCGCAGGCGCACCUGCGCGGCAAGAGCGGGCGAGGCGGCUUUCCCAGCGGGCCUUGGGGUUGGUGAGAGGCCUCCUGCCUGUCUGGGCUGACUGAGGGGAGUCGCAAAAGCGCGGCCGCCGCUUCUGGUGCCGCUGCUGCCAUCACUGUCUUCCCGCCGGCCAGCUCUGGUUUCGAGGCUGGGCGGUGACGUCGUGUCGCGGGCAGGCGGCCCGGCCCGGCUCUUCCUCUUCGGCCGCGGCUCUGGCCCGGCUACGCGCCCUGACGCAGGCAGAGGGGCCUCCCCGCCCAGGCCGUGUGGGAGGCGCCCGGCCCGCUCAGCGCCUGGCCGUUCAAUGCUGCCGGUUUUCCAUUUGAAUCCAAGCCACACAUUUAUGGCGAUUCUGAGUGUCAGGGCAGAUUUCUGCCGGGCCCAGCACAGCACCCUGGCUGAGAAGUGAGCUGGAGGCUGGGGUCCCUCGUGGGGUAACUCAACCUGGCCUUGAAGACUCAAGACACUGAGAGAGAAUCUUCAAAUAUAUGGGGUUAUCUUCUGUACAUUGGAAACCUCUUCCUCGUAGUGACACUAGGGAAGCAAAGCCUGGCUGAACUCUGUUGGAGAGAAGACUUGUCCUUACAAUUUUCUUCGUGCCUCACCAGUGCCUAAAUGUAGUCAAGGCUGCCUAUUUUUUGCAUGUAGUAGAAACCUGUAAAAUCUGAAGGAGUGCCAUCUGCAGUGAUUGAGGCUGAAGUUGAAUUCCAGCAGAUGCUCAAGAAAACCAGUAUUUCUUAAAGUGAAAAAUUAUUUUGAAGAACAAGACCAAGGAAAUAAGGAAAGCUCUCACCAAUUCCCCACUUUAGCGUCUUUGAUGUUUUCUGCUGUGAAACAUUGCACAAUUUGAUUUUUAAUUUUUGUUAACCCUCAUACACUUUCCUCCCUUCGCCAUUAUGAACCGUCCUGCUCCAGUGGAGAUUACUUAUGAGACUAUGCGCUUCCUGAUUACCCACAACCCAACCAAUGCAACCCUCACCAAAUUCACAGAGGAGCUGAAGAAAUACGGCGUGACCACCUUGGUGCGAGUUUGCGAUGCUACCUAUGAUAAAGCACCUGUUGAAAAAGAAGGAAUACAAGUUCUGCAGAUCUGCUUUCUGGCCAUCUCCACUGGCUGCUGUCUUUACUAAGUGGAUUGGGAUCUUUGGAAUCAGAUGCUUUGUGAGGAGGAAGAGCAACAGGAACAUCUGCCUUGGGUUUGAUGAAUGUCAUCUGGACUGGGACUGGCCGUUUGAUGAUGGCGCCCCACCCCCUGGUGAAAUUGUGGAAGAUUGGCUUAACCUGUUGAAAACCAAAUUCCGUGAGGAGCCAGGCUGCUGUGUUGCUGUGCACUGCGUAGCAGGAUUGGGAAGAGCUCCAGUUCUGGUUGCCCUUGCACUCAUUGAAUGUGGAAUGAAGUAUGAGGACGCUGUGCAGUUUAUAAGACAGAAGAGGAGAGGAGCCUUCAAUUCUAAACAGCUGCUCUAUCUUGAGAAAUACCGACCGAAGAUGAGGUUACGCUUUAGAGAUGCCAAUGGGCACUGCAUCGUGCAGUAAGCCAAGUCCCUUUGUGAUGUCUUUGACGCUAUCAUGGCUGUCUUUCUGGACUUGUGGAAUCUGGAAUUGUAAUUCUUGCAUUGAGCGACAUCCUGGCCGUCGUGGAGUCAGGGCUCCUCCGCCUUUCUCCUAAUGAUAAUGAUUGUGAUAAAAAAUAAAAUUAAAACGAAACAUUUCAGUGCAGGAUUGUCUUCUCAUGUUACAGUCUGAUCAUCUGCCAAGUGAUGGGAGUUUCCUUUUCUGUAUUUUUAACUUUUUUUGGUGGAAGAAAACCAAAUUGAUUUUAUGUUUUGAGGAACACCGGAGUAUGUGCAGAAAUUAGUAAUGGCGGAGUAGGACGGGGAGCCCUAAUGAGGUCCUAGCCUGAAUUUAUUAUUAUUUUUUAGUUUUAGAAGUGGAUUCUCUUUCAUUUUGUUGAAACCUGGAAGAUAGAAUUGGAGUUUGUAUGGUCCAUGUGAGUGAGCAGCAGCCUUAAACCCUGUGGGGUGCUUUUAGAAAUAGUGUGAUAUAUGUAUGUAUGUACGUUUGCUGGCAACUGGUUGUUUGUACCAGGGAGGGAGAGGCAGCAUCAGUAAAUCUGAUAUUCUGGGUUAAAGCCCUUAAACUAGGUAGUAUCUACAAGCAUCUUUCAGUUCAAACCUGAAGAGGCACCAGGAAGAAGGCUGGGGCAUGGGCUCAUUUCAUAAUGCUGGGGGGUUGUGAUACAUUUAACAGUGACGUUUCAUGCUCUUAUUAUGCAGGUGUCCAAAUUAUGAUGGUGGGUAUUUCUGAUGUUGUCUUCAGUGCUGAGAUAUAUUGCUCGACAUUUGUCUACAGUUACAUGUUAUCUAAAUGUUUUGAGUUAGAAGUUAACUUCCUGCAACUUAAACAGAAAAAAAUAUCUUCCAGCAAAGAGAGAGACUGUGAAUGUUUUUGGUGAAAACAUUUAAAAUGCCAACUAUACUAUCAUCCAGGAUGGAUGAAAAGGUGGUACGCUUCCUCCCUGGAGAGAUCUUAACAGUUGAAUCAAGUCUCGUCUUCUCAUGCUGCUUUUCCAUCCAUUGGCAUCUUGAGCUCCCAAUGCCUGUAGGCAUUUUUCCAGCUUAGCCUCUCAUAGAGUUCACCUUAACCACUGAUUGCCUUUUUAACUUUUCACCAGGUUCUUAAGGGAGACUUGCUGAUCACAUACUGUCAAUGCCUCAUAUGUUUAUGUUGUCUGUGUAAAAUAUCGGGAAACUGGGCUCAGUUUUGAUUACUGAUUUUGAUUAGGAAAGGCAGGAAGUUUUGCUUGUAUGUUUGUUCAUUUUAAGUUACUUCUCUGCCAAAUUGCUUCAAUUAAACUGAGUUGUUUGUCUUCCAACUCAGUUUUGCUUUUUAAAAUGUGUUUGCUGAAGAUUUUUAAUUUAUAUUCUUCAGUCUUUGUGCAGCCUCAGGCUCCAGUGGGUUCCUCCAGCUGCUCUAUCAGUGAACACAGACAAGGCCUUCCAGCUCUCCAACAGGGUAUCUCAUGGUAUAUUGUGCUGAAUCACUUGAUACACAGUAGUCCUUUUAAAUAUUUUGAAUCUAAAAAUCAUUAAAGCUUCCUGACAAACUUGUUUGAAAACUGUUUGUGAUAACGCCACUCAAAUCUCGAUGUGGGUGACCUGGAGUGCAAUCCUAUGCAUGUUGAUUGAGAACUUCUUUAAAUGUAGGGAAACUGACACCCCUGAAUGUUUGUAAGAUUGCAGUCUUGAUUUUAGUUUGUAAAUCUAUUAAACCCCAAAUGCCAGAUUCCUUGAUAUUUUGUUUUUUCACUUUGUUGUAAAACAUACAAGUGUUCAGAGUGGCAUGUCUUACAUUUAAAAAAGAUCAUGUUUAUCUGGAAGCAUAAUUCUAAGAAGAAGAAGAAAUAGAGCUGUCUUUCCUUAUUUCCUGCUCUGGCUGUCACACAUGUGCAUAAAAGCGCACGUCCUGGUAAUCAGAUCUUAUUUCCUCAAAAAAUGUUAUUUUGACCGAAAAAUGCUGCACCAUAAUGUGUUGAAGUCAGAUUUUUAAAAAUUCCUAAAGUUGUAUCCUAAACCUAUAAAAUAAUUGGAUUUCUUUUCCCUAUGUAUAGUUUUGUUCUUCCCUUUCAGUUUCACUGUAUUGUAUUACAGUAUAUUAGCUUGUAUUUCAAACCUGACAGAACUGAUUGGGGGAGGGUGGGGGGAGCAGUUCGGUAUACAGGGCUACACAUUCUGUCAUAGAAUAGAAAUGCUGGAGCUUCAAUGUGAGCCGAGCUUCAUAGGCACAAUUUCUGGUUUAGCACUCAAAACAUAGUGCAAUAAAGUUCUUACUGUAAAGUCUC